Messenger RNA from Dentiscutata erythropus, 471 nucleotides. The record is from the annotation of a GenBank genome assembly. NCBI's taxonomy places the organism in Eukaryota, Fungi, Glomeromycota, Glomeromycetes, Diversisporales, Gigasporaceae.
AUGAUGAAGUUAGUGAUUUGGAGGAGGAUAUUAGUAUUGAAAUUGAACAAGUUGAUGAAGAAAUUAUGCAAGCUAUACAAAAUAUGAGUUUUGAAGAAACAGUUGCAAUAAAUGAAGAAAAUCUAGAAGAUUUAGAAUUUUCUCAGCAAGUUAAAUUAAUUUGUAAAGCUAAAUCAGAUGUAUGGGAAUUUGUAGAUGAAGAAACUCGUAAAUGUUCUAAAUGUCCUAAAAUAUUUAAACCAAAAACAGCAACUACUUCUAUUCAUGCUCAUUUGCAACAAAAACAUAAUCUAUUAUUAAAAGGGAGUUUAACUGUUUUAUCCAAAAAACAUUCACCAAAAAUUCAAGCAGAAAAAACUCAAACAAUUCUUAAUUGGAUUAUUUUAACUCUUAAGCCAUUUAAAGUAAUUGAAGAAAAAGCAUUUCAUAAUAUGGUUCAAAAAUUGGAUUCAUUUUAUCAAAUUCCUGUUC